Vitis riparia (riverbank grape) is the source of this 939-nucleotide messenger RNA. Its product is annotated as transcription factor MUTE. Gene Ontology annotation, molecular function: protein dimerization activity; DNA-binding transcription factor activity. Gene Ontology annotation, biological process: guard cell differentiation; positive regulation of DNA-templated transcription; stomatal complex development. The transcript has 2 exons. Gene Ontology annotation, cellular component: nucleus. The coding region runs from base 90 to 731 and encodes 213 amino acids. The record is from RefSeq and is a predicted model, not a curated record. NCBI's taxonomy places the organism in Eukaryota, Viridiplantae, Streptophyta, Magnoliopsida, Vitales, Vitaceae.
UUCAACCACAACAUGUCUCACAUAGCUGUUGAGAGGAACAGGAGAAGACAGAUGAAUGAGCAUCUCAAGGUUUUACGCUCCUUGACCCCAUGUUUCUAUAUCAAAAGGGUAAUCGAUUAAUCUCUCUUUCUAGAUCUCUAUAUCUAUAUCUUCUCCAUCUAUCAGCUUUCUUCACAGAAGAAUUCAUCAAGGAGUUGCACCACUUCUAUCCACUUUUAACCUGCUGGUUUUGUUUUUUGUUUUUUCAUAUUAAGGGAGAUCAAGCAUCUAUAAUAGGGGGAGUGAUAGAAUUCAUCAAGGAGCUGCACCAAGUGCUGCAGUCUUUGGAGUCCAAGAAACGGAGGAAAAGUCUUAGCCCAAGCCCUGGUCCUAGCCCAAGGCCAUUGCAGCUGACUUCUCAACCCGACACCCCCUUUGGAUUGGAGAACUUCAAGGAACUAGGAGCAUGUUGCAACUCUUCAGUUGCUGAUGUUGAAGCAAAGAUCUCCGGAUCCAAUGUCAUCUUGAGAAUAAUAUCUCGCCGAAUACCGGGCCAAAUCGUGAAAAUAAUCAAUGUGUUGGAGAAACUUUCAUUUGAAGUCCUCCAUCUGAACAUCAGCAGCAUGGAGGAAACUGUCCUAUACUCCUUUGUGAUAAAGAUAGGACUCGAAUGCCAGCUGAGUGUGGAGGAACUAGCUCUUGAAGUCCAGCAAAGCUUCCGCUCGGAUGCUGUUUAUGCCAAUGAGAUAUAACCUAUUGAAACUAAAAUGGUACUGGUUCUUAUAAUGUCGUGAUCAUGGGCAAAUGGAAAUAAGUUUCAUUUCUCCAACCUAAAUAACAGGGCUACUAUAUAUAUACUUAAAAUACUUAAUUGUAAGCAACUUUAUGGCAAUGGAGAGUGUUUUUCUCUCGUUUGAUAAUUAACUAAUGAAGGUUUUCAGUUUGAGCUUGUUUGGACUU